GAGGCACAGUUAGAUGAAGAAGGGCAGUUUCUUGUCCGAAUAAUAUAUGAAGAUUCUAAAACAUACGAUCUGGUUGCUGCUGCAAGCAAAGUCCUCAAUCUCAAUGCUGGAGAAAUCCUCCAAAUGUUUGGGAAGAUGUUUUUCGUCUUUUGUCAAGAAUCUGGUUAUGACACAAUCCUGCGUGUGCUGGGAUCUAAUGUCAGAGAAUUUCUGCAGAACCUCGAUGCCCUGCACGACCACCUUGCUACCAUCUACCCGGGUAUGCGGGCACCUUCCUUUAGGUGCACCGAUGCAGAGAAGGGCAAAGGGCUCAUCCUGCACUACUACUCAGAGAGAGAAGGCCUGCAGGACAUUGUCAUCGGGAUCAUUAAGACGGUAGCUCAGCAGAUCCACGACACUGAAAUAGACAUGAAGGUUAUUCAGCAAAGAAACGAAGAAUGUGAUCAUACUCAAUUUUUGAUUGAAGAAAAAGAGUCAAAAGAAGAGGACUUUUAUGAAGACCUUGACAGGUUUGAAGAGAACGGCGCCCAGGAGUCGCGCAUCAGCCCACAUACCUUCUGCAAGGCUUUUCCCUUCCACGUCAUAUUCAGCCGGGACCUCGUGGUCACUCAGUGUGGCAAUGCCAUCUACAGAGUCCUUCCCCAGCUUCAGCCUGGGACCUGCAGCCUCCUGUCUGUCUUCUCCCUGGUCCGUCCUCAUAUUGACAUCAGUUUCCAUGGGAUCCUCUCACACAUCAAUACGGUCUUCGUAUUGAGAAGCAAGGAAGGGUUGUUGGAUGUAGAGAAAUCAGAGUGUGAGGAUGAACUGACGGGCACUGAGAUCAGCUGCUUACGGCUCAAGGGCCAGAUGAUCUACUUACCUGAAGCAGACAGCAUACUUUUCCUGUGCUCACCAAGUGUCAUGAACCUGGACGACCUGACCCGGCGAGGGCUGUACCUGAGCGACAUCCCCCUGCACGAUGCCACGCGGGACCUCGUGCUGCUGGGGGAGCAGUUCCGAGAGGAGUACAAGCUGACCCAGGAGCUGGAAAUCCUCACGGACAGGCUGCAGCUCACACUGCGUGCCCUGGAAGAUGAAAAGAAGAAGACAGACACGUUGCUGUACUCUGUCCUUCCUCCGUCCGUGGCCAACGAGCUGAGGCACAAGCGUCCGGUGCCCGCGAAGAGGUACGACAACGUGACCAUCCUCUUCAGCGGCAUCGUGGGCUUCAACGCCUUCUGCAGCAAGCACGCGUCUGGGGAAGGGGCCAUGAAGAUUGUCAACCUCCUCAACGACCUCUAUACCAGAUUCGACACUCUGACAGAUUCCCGGAAAAAUCCAUUUGUUUAUAAGGUGGAAACGGUCGGUGAUAAGUACAUGACGGUGAGUGGUUUACCAGAGCCCUGCAUCCACCAUGCACGUUCCAUUUGCCACCUGGCUUUGGACAUGAUGGAAAUUGCCGGCCAGGUCCAGGUAGAUGGUGAAUCUGUUCAGAUAACAAUAGGGGUUCACACAGGGGAGGUAGUCACUGGUGUCAUAGGACAGAGGAUGCCUCGCUAUUGUCUUUUUGGAAAUACUGUCAACCUCACAAGCCGAACAGAAACCACUGGACAAAAAGGAAAAAUAAAUGUGUCUGAAUAUACAUACAGAUGUCUCAUGACACCAGAAAAUUCAGACCCACAAUUCCAUUUGGAGCACAGAGGCCCAGUGUCCAUGAAGGGCAAAAAAGAGCCAAUGCAAGUUUGGUUUCUAUCCAGAAAAGUUACAGGAACAGAGGAAACAAAGCAGGAUGACAACUGAAUCUUGGACCUUGAGGUGAAGAGGGUGGGGUGAGGUCCAGUCUUCCCCUAAGUCCUGCCAAGCCUGGGAGCAGUCAUCCCUUGGUUCCUUUCCAUUUCCCCAAGCCUUUCUCCUGGUUAUCGCUUUCCUUAUUCAUUAUUCAGCUUUAGCUCUGCUUUUGAGUAUUUUCAAGGUUUAGUAUAUUAUCUGAAGUUUGGCUUCGUGUGGGUGAUGUGAGCUUCACGUGUCUUAAAAUCUACUAUAAGCAUCACCUAACAUGGUGACUUGCAAGUAGUAGGCACCCAAUAAAUAUUUGUUGAAUUUAAUUAAAUGAAACAGAACAGUAUUUGGCCAUGUGUCUCUAUAUAUGUAUGU
This is a messenger RNA of Lipotes vexillifer (Yangtze River dolphin), 2133 nucleotides long. It is a transcript of the gene GUCY1B1, whose product is annotated as guanylate cyclase 1 soluble subunit beta 1. Gene Ontology annotation, cellular component: guanylate cyclase complex, soluble. Lineage: Eukaryota; Metazoa; Chordata; Mammalia; Artiodactyla; Lipotidae. Gene Ontology annotation, molecular function: guanylate cyclase activity; heme binding. The record is from RefSeq and is a predicted model, not a curated record. Gene Ontology annotation, biological process: response to oxygen levels; cGMP biosynthetic process. The transcript has 12 exons. The coding region runs from base 124 to 1779 and encodes 551 amino acids.